Messenger RNA from Betta splendens (Siamese fighting fish), 3042 nucleotides. It is a transcript of the gene trpc1, whose product is annotated as transient receptor potential cation channel, subfamily C, member 1. Gene Ontology annotation, cellular component: cation channel complex; membrane. Gene Ontology annotation, biological process: manganese ion transport; regulation of cytosolic calcium ion concentration; calcium ion transmembrane transport. The transcript has 13 exons. Lineage: Eukaryota; Metazoa; Chordata; Actinopteri; Anabantiformes; Osphronemidae. Gene Ontology annotation, molecular function: store-operated calcium channel activity; inositol 1,4,5 trisphosphate binding; protein binding. Bases 391 to 2781 code for a protein of 796 amino acids. The record is from RefSeq and is a predicted model, not a curated record.
GCGACGCUGCGCCCGCGAUAUGAACCAGCAGGUGGAGGACGAGGCAUGCGCAGUAGCCUCGGCAGCAGCAUCAGGACCAGAAAAAUCCCCAGGAGUCUACGAUGCGAGAGGAUGGUGCGUGUAAACACGCCGAGGGGAAUGAUCGCUGCUCUGUCAAACUGCCGUCGCUGCUGAUUUACGCUGAGCCGAAGUUCUGAAGCCGUUGGGUCCGACUAAACGCUGGGGAGGGACAUUUUACAGCCAGAUCAAAGCGGAGCAGAGAUGCGAUAACAACCCUCGGUUGAAUCUCAUGACGACGACUUCAACUCGUGCGACAGACACGCAGCGGAGCCUUCUCAUGUCAUCCAUAUGACGAGCUUCCCUUUGUGAUGGUCGCCGCUUCCUAGUGGGAUGCACAUCAGUGUUUGGCCGUACUCGCUCUCCGUCGUAAUGGCAGCGCUGUACCAGGGCACGGACGCGUCCUCUCCGGACAAAUUUCUGGCCUUGAAAGACGUGCGGGAGGUGAAGGAGGAGACGACGCUGGACGAGAAGCUCUUCCUGCUGGCGUGCGAGAAAGGGGACUACUACAUGGUGAAGAAGCUGCUGGAGGAGAACCGCCACGGGGAGCUCAACGUCAACUGCGUGGACGUGCUGGGCCGCGACGCCGUCACCAUCUCCAUCGAGAACGAGAACCUGGACAUCCUGCAGCUGCUCCUGGAGCACGGCUGCCAGGCCACGGAUGCCUUGCUGGUGGCCAUAGACUCCGAGGUGGUGGGAGCUGUGGACAUUCUCCUCAACCACAGGCCCAGGCGAUCCUCUAAGCCCUCCAUCGCCAAACUGAUGCAGCGCAUCCAGAACCCGGAGUACUCCACCACCAUGGACGUGGCUCCCGUCAUCCUGGCAGCCCACAGGAACAACUACGAGAUCCUGACCAUGCUGCUGAAGCAGGACAUCUCCCUGCCCCGGCCUCACGCCGUCGGCUGCGAGUGCACGCUCUGCAACGCCAAGAACAAAAAGGACAGCUUGCGACACUCCAGGUUCCGCCUGGACAUCUACCGGUGCCUUGCUAGCCCCUCUCUGAUCAUGCUGACUGAGGAGGACCCCAUACUCAGGGCCUUCGAGCUGAGCGCGGACCUCAAGGAGCUCAGUCUGGUCGAGGUGGAGUUCAGAAAUGACUACGAGGAGCUGGCGAAGCAGUGCAAGAUGUUCGCCAAGGACCUGCUGGCUCAGGCGCGGAACUCCCGGGAGCUCGAGGUCAUUCUCAACCACACGUCCAGCGAGGACCAGGUGGACAAGAGGGGCCUGCUGGAGGAGCGCAUGAACCUCAGCCGGCUCAAGCUGGCCAUCAAGUACAACCAAAAGGAGUUUGUGGCCCAGUCCAACUGUCAGCAGUUCCUCAACACGGUGUGGUUCGGCGAAACGGCCAGCUACCGCCGCAAGCACACGUGCCUGAAGAUCGCCACGGUGCUGAGCGUGGCCAUGCUCUGGCCGCUGCUGUCCGUGUGCUACCUGCUGGGGCCGCGCUCCCGCGUGGGCCAGAUCAUCCACACGCCCUUCGUGAAGUUCAUCAUCCACAGCGCGUCCUACUUCACCUUCCUGCUGCUGCUCAACCUCUACUCGCUGGUGUACAACGAGGACAAGAAGAACACCAUGGGCCCCGCGCUGGAGAUGAUCGACUACCUGCUCAUCCUCUGGAUUAUAGGUAUGGUGUGGUCGGACGUGAAGCGCUUGUGGUACGACGGGCUGGAGGACUUCCUGGACGAGUCGAGGAACCAGCUGAGCUUCGUGAUGAACUCGCUGUACUUGGCCACAUUCGCCCUCAAGAUCGUCGCCCACAGCAAGUUCAAGAACAUGGCGGACACGGAGAGGAGGAAGUGGGACGCCUUCCACCCCAUCCUGGUGGCCGAGGGCCUGUUCGCCUUCGCCAACGUCCUCAGCUACCUGCGCCUCUUCUUCAUGUACACCACCAGCUCCAUCCUGGGGCCGCUGCAGAUCUCCAUGGGCCAGAUGCUGCAGGAGUUCGGAAAGUUCCUGGGCCUCUUCCUGCUGGUGUUAUUCUCCUUCACCAUCGGACUCACGCAGCUCUACGGGAAGGACCAGCGGGACAAGGACAAGCAUCCGCCCAAGGACUGCGAGGGCAUCUUCUGCCAGCAGCAGAGCAACGACGCAUUUCACACGUUUAUGGGGACCUGCUACGCCCUGUUCUGGUACAUCUUCUCUCUGGCCCACGUCGCCCUCUUCGUCACCCGCAUCAGCUACACAGAGGAGCUGCGCUCCUUCGUGGGGGCCAUGAUCAUCGGCACCUACAACAUCGUGGUGGUCAUCGUCCUGACCAAGCUGCUGGUGGCCAUGCUCCACAAGAGCUUCAGACAAAUUGCUAAUCACGAGGACAAAGAGUGGAAGUUUGCACGGGCCAAACUGUGGCUGAGCUACUUCGAUGACAAGUGCACGCUUCCGCCACCGCUCAACAUCCUCCCCUCCCCGAAGACGGUGUGCUACCUGGUGACCAGCAUGAGGAAGUGGAUCUGCUCCCACACGUCGAAGGGGAAGGUGAAGCGCCAGAACAGCCUCAAGGAGUGGAAGAACCUGAAGCAGAAGCGGGACGAGAACUACCAGAAGAUAAUGUGCUGCCUGGUGCAUCGCUACCUGACGUCCACGCGGCAAAAGAUGCAGAGCACGGACCAGGCCACGGUGGAGAACCUCAACGACCUGCGCCAAGACCUGUCCAAGUUCCGCAACGAGAUGAGGGACCUGCUGGGCUUCCGGACCUCCAAAUACGCCAUGUUUUACCCAAGGAGUUAAACAGAGACUAGAUGCAGCUCCCUCCUCGCCGACCUUUGACUAAACCUUUGCUUCUUGUUUAUCUGGGAUUCCGUGUGACCCGAGCAUGUGCAAACACUCUACAGGCAACUUUUAAACCUGGAACCUAACUAGACAAAUAUAUAUUCACCAAAGCCUCAAGACUCAGGCCCCUUCAGUAUUAUACCGCUAUUACAUCUUUUGUAAAUAAAGAAAGCCAUCGUUUUCAACAGAAAGACAAAUAAAGAUCUAUGGAAAAACCCA